CUAAGGUGGAACUAUGAAACGUAAUCGUUGUAUGAACAUGGUAGUAACGUUCAUCUGGAUUCUUACUGUACGGUAGAAUAGAAAUUUAUUCUGUCGCUUCAAACAACCACAGUCCCUCACAACAUACCGCCUAUACGUCAGCAUAUAGUCUGCUCGAAAUAUUCGACAGCUGGAGGUAGCUGAAUCGGAUCCGUUGUCGUCAACAGGAACUAGAAUACAGUUACCCUAUGUUCCGUGUUUCACAGUAAUUUCGACGUACAGAUAACAUGGGGAAACUGAAAGCGUUUUACGUGACUUUUGACGGAAAUCGCGAGGUGUAUCACGCUGGCAAUGUUGUGUCGGGAUUAGUUGUUGUAGAUCUCGCGGAGCCGCUGACAUGCCGAGGUGUACGUGCAACGUUUACUGGUGUUGCUUAUGUUCAUUGGACUGAGAGUGAGGGGUCUGGAGACCAUAGAAGAACGGUUAGCUACUCUGCUAAACAAGUAUACUUUGAGGAAGUUGUCACAUUGUGGGGAAAACAGGCAGGAGACCGUCAAGGAGAUAAUCCAACACUACCUGCUGGAGUUCAUCAGAUGCCUUUUAGACUGCAGCUUCCAAAUACUGGCCUACCAGCAUCAUUUGAAGGAAAAUCGUAUGGUUAUGUGAGAUAAUCUAUAAAAAGUAAUAUUGAUAGACCAUGGAAGUUUGACCAUAAUACAAAAAGAGCAUUCACAGUGACAGGAUUUCCAGUGGAUCUGAAUAGAGUACCAAAUGCUAUGGUACCCUUGCGUGAAGAAGAUGAGAAAACUGUUUGCUGUUGGUGUUGUGCAUCAGGACCUAUAGCUAUGACUGCUACAGCUGACAGAGCAGCGUAUACUCCCGGUGAAAGGAUUAUUGUCAGCAUGGAUCUUAACAAUAACAGCUCACGAAAAAUACACACCACAGAGGCAGCUUUGGUGCAGCAUGUUCUUUACACUGCAUAUCGUCGUGGUCAUGGCCGUGCACAUCAUCGGCAGGCCACUGAAAAAGUAGUCGUGUUGCAGGGACAGGGAUGUGGUAAAUACGACAAAACUGACUGGAGAAACCAAAUAAUCCAAAUACCUCCUGUGCCACUAAGUGGACUGGAGGGAGUCCAUUUUAUUGACAUCCAGUACCUGGUUGAGUUUGAGGCUGAUGUGGCAUCUACACCAUUUGACCUAUCAGUGAAAUUACCAAUCACAAUCGGUUCAGUGCCUUUACAACAACUCUACGGGUUUGCUGGGAAUCGGCCACCAAUUGCACCGCCACCUGGUCAAGGAUUCGCACCACCUGGUUCACAAUUUGCACCACCUGGGGUUCCUUUGACUCAGUCAGAGACUAUACCAAUGGGAAAUGUUGGAGGAACAGCUCCUAGUGCUCCUCCUAUGCCGCCACCAUCUUACGAACUUUUAUAUAGUGGUGGUCAGUCAAUAAAAGAUGCCGAAGACAAUGACUACACGUAUGGAGAGUUGGACUUUGCACCACGGUAUACUUACUACAAUUGGGACGCACAAGAACAAACCACUCGUUAUUCUUAGGGAAGUCAACUUCUACUUACAUCCUUUGGAAAUGUGUAAAUUAUUUUUGGUGCAGUGUCAAAGCAUCAUAGUUGUCACAUUUAAACUUCUUGUAAUCCAGUGAUGUAUUUUAUAUAUAUGUGGAUACAUGUCUCUUUUGUUUUCAUAAACCACAAUGAAAACUCAUUUUAUGAUAAUCAACAGAGCAAAGUCAUUUAUAUUACUGUGAUUGUCUGGCAUCAAGUUUACAGUUUUGACUUCUUUAAAACAAAUGCCACAACCGAUCUGACACGUACCGCGUGUGGAACUAUGGGGAAAGUGGUUGGAACUAUUUCCACAUUGUGUCAACACAGGUGGCGCUAUUCGGUUGGUUUGCGGCGAUCUGCAUGUCAAUAUUGAGAAAAAUUGGACCUUUCGCCUCCCAAUUUACAUGCAUUUUAAUAUUAAUAAAAUAAAACAUUCUGAUGUGUGUUGUGCGUUAUUUUAAUUGAUCAACUCAUUAAAGAUUAAAUCUUGCUAAAAAUCGAGAAAAGUAUACUUGUAUAUAGUUCCGCGGAAGAAACCCUGAGUAAAAUGGUGGCGGAUGGAUAUUUAGCCUUCAGAGGCUAGGUAUGCGUCAUAAGACACAGGUCUGUGCUGAAUAGCGCCACCUGUGUUGACACAAUGCACAUGUUUUAGGAUAGUUCUUCCUCAGAUACGUCCAUUUCGUGAAAAUAACUGCAAUUCUAUAAUUUUUGAUUUUUUUUCCUACUGUUUUUUUACUUUUCCUUGAAAAUAGCGAUUAACUUGAAUGAUUGCUUUUGAUACGUUAUAUGUAUGUACCUUUGAGUGGAUCUCUUUUGUAAAUGCUGUUUUCAAUUUCUUCAUUUUGUUUUUAUAACAGGGUAUAAUAUUUUCUGUUAUUAACUUUUUUUCUGUGCUAUUGGUUAGAUUGAUUUUAGAAUAUUUAUCUCAACAGUGGAGGUAUAUUAGCUGGCAGGUUGAUUAUUAAAUACCGGUAUAUUAUACUGGACCUUGUAAGUCAUUUAUAUAUUAUCACUUUGUCACCUUACAAGUCAUUGAAGUAAUUUUUUACCAGUAUUCAUAUU
This is a messenger RNA of Saccoglossus kowalevskii, 2602 nucleotides long. Its product is annotated as arrestin domain containing 2-like. Gene Ontology annotation, biological process: protein transport. Gene Ontology annotation, cellular component: cytoplasm. The record is from RefSeq and is marked validated. Lineage: Eukaryota; Metazoa; Hemichordata; Enteropneusta; Harrimaniidae.